AUGUCUCGUUUCUUUUCUCAAGAGUCUCUUACUUCCUCACAAUCGCAACUGAAUUCGUCCAUCGUUGUUCCUCUCGUCAAGUUCUCAUGCUCUUUAACCAAUCAAGGUGAUGCCACAAGUGCUCAAUGGACUCAUUACUCGAGAAGUGAUCUUGAACUUGUGAUUCAAGAGGUGCAAGUUGGUGGUUCAGGGAAUGAAAGAUACUUAUCAAUGAAAGUAGUGGCAGGCGCUGAGUAUCUGGAAGAACAGAAUUUAAACGAUGUCGUGAGGAUUUACAAGAACUUCGUUUUAUCUCCAGGUAGCGAGGUUCCAGUGAGAGUAGUGGUUAAGCCUCCACUUCUCGCAUUGCGAUACCCAAAGCUCAAUGAUAUUCGUAGGUUGCAAUUCAGGUUUCGUGGUGACUCAGACUUCAAUCAGGUUCUCAAUAUCUUGACAAACUUGGGUUUGACGGCAACAGAAAGUUUGUCGUCAGGGCCUGUCUUGCAAUCCCGUCCACCAACUGCAGACUCGACGUCUUCGGGAAUAUCUAAUGGAUAUUCUUCAGUUGCAGGUUAUCUGCCUUUAACUCCAAACAGCGAAUUCAAAGUUCCCAUGCGGCCAGACUCAGCUAGUUCUAUACUUCAGAGACCGAGUAGCUCUUAUACACCCCAAUCCGACAAUCACCUCUACGUCAGACCGCAAUCUGCCAUGUCAAUAUCUUCAUUUAUGCCUCAGUCUAAACCAUCUUCCGAACCACUCAAUAGAGCGCAAUCAUUAUAUGUUUCUCAGUUCGAGCGAGAGCAACGACAAAUUCAAUCCUCAAACUCUCUGCUGAAUACCUCAGAUAAGGUGCCUGCAAAUGGUAAUGCACACGUGAAUCGAAUUUUGUUGCCAAAAGCCGAAGAAUCCCAACGUCGGUUUUCUACCUCGCCUUUCUUCGAAACACAAAGGAAGCAUUGCCUGCCCGAUAGAAUGAAUUUGUUCUCUUCUGUCAACGAUCCCCAUAAUUCAAGAAAUAAAAUACUUGAAAAUGCACUAGACUUUUUCAGUCCAGUCGAAGAUCGUUCAUCGCCUCGUUCGACCGAGUAUCCGUUCUUUGGUGCACCAGGAAAACGCCCAAUAUCUCUUCCAGCCGAGAAUGAUAUUUGCCUGGGCCUUCCUAUCCCACCAAAGCGACAAUUGCCAUUUGCGACUGUGAAAGAGCCUUUAAGAUCCAAAUCUGUAUCCGUAGCCGAUACCAGUAGACCAGUUCAAGCCCCACAACAGCGAAAGCGACCCCUUGAAGAGUUCAUGGGGGAAAGCACGUCAAAUGGGAGUAUCACGCCUGCUAAAAAGCCAGCAAAGAGACGUGUUGCAAGUCGCAAGGGUACUACGCAUCUACCAGAAAUUAAUGACUUGUCAAGUAAAGCUUUUCCUUCAAAAGACAGCUCAGCAAGUGACACCCUUGACAUCCCAAUGCAGACAGCAAAAUCGCCUCCUCUUGAAGCCAGGAGGAUUGCAACACCAAUCGCAUCAGAUAAAGCGCCAUCAAAAUUGCAAGCAGAAAGAAUCGAGGCUAGACAACAGUCCGUACCAACUCUAAAAAUGGUGAAUAGAUCUACUCAAACUCAAACCUUUUCAGGUCGAGACCACACAGCGGCUCUCAAACCUGCUUCGAAUACCUCUGCAGUAGACCUUCAGUCGACACGACCGACAGCCUCUGUAUUACAGGACGAUUUGGAUCUCGUUGUGUCAAGAUACAGUUCAGGCUCGCGGGUAAAUCUGGCGCCAAAUUACAACGAUCUCCCCGAUGACAAACGGCAUAAAAUGCUCAACGAUUUUAUAAUCAAAAAUUUAGAGAAUGAUGACUUUCUCAAAUUAGCGGAGGAUAUGGAUGUCUCUUGGCGUAGGAUAGGUCUCACAAGAUAG
This is a messenger RNA of Botrytis deweyae, 1887 nucleotides long. RefSeq lists its product as uncharacterized. Bases 1 to 1887 code for a protein of 628 amino acids. The transcript is spliced from 4 exons. Lineage: Eukaryota; Fungi; Ascomycota; Leotiomycetes; Helotiales; Sclerotiniaceae. The record is from RefSeq and is a predicted model, not a curated record. Gene Ontology annotation, biological process: reciprocal meiotic recombination.